AUUCUGGAAAAUGAAAGUAUCGUAGAUAAAAGAAUCUCGGAAACACUUUUCAUUAAGAGGAGCAGGGGAGAACCUUAGAAAAAGGUCUGAGCCACACUUGUUGCUUGUUGAUAACUAACUUUACUACCAACACUUGGCAACUAAACAAAGCAUAGGAAACGUAAUCACAGAUCUGGCGUAUAAUUUGAGAAUUUCGUGUCGGUGUGAGGUACUGUACAGUUUCUCUAUCAUACCUUAAAUGUUUUAUCGAAGAGCUUUUAGAUGGGGCAUUGGUACAGCUAUUUUAAGUGUGUCUUUAGCAUCUUUAUAUAAAAACAAAUGGGACGUAUCAACAAUAGGAUUUUUAAGAUUUGGUCGAGCUGCUGUUACUGUUACAAAAAUAGCUGUGGACUAUAAAUGGUCUUUAAAAGGUUUAGAUGUAAACAGUCAGCAGUAUGAGCAGUUGAAGUCUGAGGUUCAUUUUCGUUCUGCCCAAAAACUUCUUGAUUUAUGCUGCAAAAAUGGAGGAGCAUUUAUAAAAGUUGGUCAGCACAUUGGAGCAUUAAAUUACUUAUUGCCAUAUGAAUAUGUAUCAACCCUCAAAGUAUUACACAAUAAAGCUCCAAAAGCGAGCAUCAAAGAUGUUCUUCAUGUAGUUCAAGAAGAUUUAGGAGAUGAGGCUUUAAAAAUAUUCAAAACUUUUGAACCAGAGCCACUUGGGGCAGCUUCAUUAGCACAAGUCCAUUUAGCAACUUUACAGGAUGAUACAAAAGUUGCAGUUAAAGUACAACAUAAAAAUGUUCAAGCACAUGCAAAAGUUGACAUGGCAACAAUGGAACUCCUUGUCAAUAUUGUAGCCUGGCUGUUUCCUGAAUUCACGUUUAUGUGGCUUGCUGAAGAAACAAAAAGAAACUUGCCAUUAGAAUUGGAUUUUAUUCAUGAGGGUCACAAUGCAGAGAGAGUUGGUAAAAUGUUUUCAUCUCUUACUUGGCUCAAGGUACCUCGCAUUUAUUGGGAUCUAUCCACAUCACGUGUACUUACAAUGGAAUAUUGUAGUGGUGGCCAGGUGGAUGAUAAUGAUUACAUUAGAAGGAAUAAUAUAUCUGCAGCAGAAGUAUCCAAGAAACUUGGAGAAUUAUACAGCCAGAUGAUUUUUGUGCAAGGCUAUGUGCAUUGUGAUCCUCAUCCUGGUAAUAUUCUUGUGCAAAAAGAUGAAGCUUCUAAUGAAGUGAAAGUAGUUCUGCUAGAUCAUGGGCUCUAUACAAAUUUGACAGAUCAAUUCAGGAUAGAUUACUGUAAUAUGUGGUUAGCUUUGAUGAAAGCUGAUGUGAAAGGAGUUGAACACUAUGGGCAUAAACUUGGUGUUGGAGAAUUAUAUGCUCUUCUUGCUUGUAUGAUUACAGCUCGUUCAUGGACAGCUGUAACUAAGGGGAUUGAAAAACAUAAACCUACAACUGAAGAGAAAAAAGAAAUUAGGGAUAAUGCAGCGAAUUAUCUCCCAGAGAUUACCACAGUUUUAAGUAAAGUGCCUCGAGAAAUGCUACUUAUUUUCAAAACUAAUGACCUUCUAAGAGGUAUAGAAGGUUCUUUGGGUGUUAAGGGUGCUGCUGGAUCGUUUAUUGCAAUGUCAAAGUGUUGUAUUAAAGCAGUAUAUGAAGAACAAAUGAAGUCUUGUAAAUCUUUUUUGAGUUCAUUAAAAAUUACUUUUGCAAGAAGUCUAGCUUUUAGUAGAAUAAUUAUUUAUCAGUAUUAUUUGUGGUUUAUAAAUUUAAGUAUUGUUUCAAAGGUAGGUAUUUUAUCUUGAAGAACAAUAGCUUCCUAAUUUCAUACUCUAAUCAAAUCAUAUGCAUUUUCUAAAGAAUGGGCAUUUGAAAGGUAAUAAACUAACAAGUUUUGCAUGUCAUUAAUUCUGUUUUGUAGAUUAAGUUAUAAUUUAUUGUCAUACAUAAGUUAAGAAGUUUUGAAUGCUAUAGCUAAUAUAUAUAUAUAUAUAUAUAUAUAUUGUUAUCAGAUUGCUUUUAAUCACAAUGUAUAUAUUUUUAUGAGAUCCAAAAAUAAUAAAUUUCCAGUGAUAAUAUAUAUUUUAAUACUGUUA
Stegodyphus dumicola is the source of this 2074-nucleotide messenger RNA. RefSeq names its product aarF domain containing kinase 1 (gene Adck1). NCBI's taxonomy places the organism in Eukaryota, Metazoa, Arthropoda, Arachnida, Araneae, Eresidae. The record is from RefSeq and is a predicted model, not a curated record. Gene Ontology annotation, cellular component: mitochondrial inner membrane. Gene Ontology annotation, biological process: lipid homeostasis; mitochondrion organization.